Lymnaea stagnalis (great pond snail) is the source of this 30790-nucleotide messenger RNA. NCBI's taxonomy places the organism in Eukaryota, Metazoa, Mollusca, Gastropoda, Lymnaeidae. The record is from the annotation of a GenBank genome assembly.
AUCACUAUCACUAUCACUGUUGUCAGAUUUAUCUUCAUUUGAACUUGAAUCGUCUAAGCAAAUCAAUUUACUUGCCUCAUCGGCAGUCAUAGAUCGAAAUCCUUGUCGAUUAGAACUAGCACUGUUAUUCGAUGCAGCCAUUUCAAUCAGCUGUGUUUUGUUUACAAAUUUUUAAGUGGAAAAAACGAGCACAAAAUACACUAAACGUGGGUUAUUCGGUUUAAAAUUCAACACAAAGGAAGUGGAACUCUUCUGAAUAAAAAAUUGAUAAGCUAUAUUAUAAAAUAGUUGAAUGGAAAAGUUGGAAUACUAAUAAAAUGAAACAAACCAGUGGUGACGCAGAGAGUGGCUAAACGUACUCUGCCGAAAUCGCGGUGACGCACACUGCGGCGAAACGUAUUAAAUGGGUUAAUGAAAGUCAUUGUAAGUCAUAGUGUUAAAUUUCAGCUAGCAAUUUUAUAUUUUAUGUAAAAACGUUAAAUUAAUUUCUCUUAAAUUAAAUAAUCUCAACAAUAAAAAAUUAAUGCUAAUUAAAAUAAGAUCUUCACUGUCGAAGUCGAAUGUUUUCCUAGCAAGUGCUUUAUUUUUUAAAUAUCGAUUUCUGUCAUAGUCAUUGGAAAUUACAAGGGUGACGCACGUUUUACUUAUAAAUUGUUAGGCUUAUUAUUAUUUUAAUUUUAACAGUUUUCCUCAAUAUAAUAAAAUAAUUAAAUAUAAAUUCUAUUUUUUCAAAAUACAUUAAUUAUUUUUCAACGUUACUUUUGUAAUUGAUUUGGUGUCUUGGGUUCAGAGAUUUUAAUGUUAACUGGCAUGUCAACACUUUCUAUUUAACAGAAUAACAUGAGCAAAAUGCUAGUUUGGAAGGGAUGUACGAUGGCUUCGCCAACGAAAAUAGUAUUAUUGGGAUGUGGAUCAUACAAUCCUGUGACAAAUAUGCAUUUACGCAUGUUUGGUAAUACUUUAUAUUUAUUCUUGUAAUAAUUAUAUCAUUGUUAUUAUUAAAACUGUUAUGUUAGGCACUUCUAUUAUAUAAUUAUAAUUAUUGUAUCAACAAAAUAAACAAAACAGUGAAGUGAAUAAAUUAACAAUCAAAAUGAUUAUUGACAUUGAUUAAUGAAUGAUAAUUAAUGAAUUUAAUGUAAUCAUAAAAAAAUAAAUGCCUUAUUAAUUAUAAUUAUUUGAAUAAAAUAUACAAUUUACGCCAUAGUCUCUUAGUGGGCUUUAACUUUAGGCUAAUAAUAUUAAACUGAAAGUAACAAUUUGAACAUCAUAUGUCAUAGGGGACUCUUACACAUAUGACAUAUGCAUGGGCAAAAUGCAUAUUUAAGUCGCAUAUUGCACUUAAUGUAAUAUAGAAUAUUAGCAUUACUAGCAUAUUCAUGCGGCUAUUAUUAUUAGUAUGAUUACUGUACUAUUACUAUUAUUAUUUAUCUACCAAUGUCUAGAAUAGUAUAUAAUAUAAAUAUAGGCAUUAUAGGAUAGGCCUAUUAUUUAGAUGUUCAUGCCAUAACAGUUUUUAUGUUUUCAUUUACCGGUACAUAAAUAUAAUUAUAUUUUUUGAAUCUGGUAAGUUGCACUGUAGGGGCCACUUUGCGUGGUCGUCACUUGAUAAUGCCUGAGAACCUGUGUACUAAGCAACUCAGUUUAACAAUUCAGUGCACAGCACUUAACUAGAUUUUACUUCUCCUGGCUUACUUAUAGUUAUAACUAGUGACAAUGUGUUACAAUCUGUCACUGUCUAAAAUGUACCAAUAAACAUUAAAAAAUGUAUUCUAAAAUUUUGUACCCAAAAUAGUCCAGAAUGGGAGUAUUUCCUGGGAAGUCUUUAGUUUGUUAAAAAAUCACUUGAGAAUCCCUAGUUUUAACCUGUUGUCUUAUGUCAAGUUGAAUUCUAACAAAUACACUUCAAAAUACAUUUUUUUUAAAUUGAAAGAGUUGGGUAUAAACAAAUUUCCAUUCGAAUACUUCAGUUCGAAAAAGACUUCACAACAACAUCAACAAAAAUUCAAACAAAUUUCCGUUUGAAAAAUUUCCCUUUUCAACAAAUUUCUGUUAACCAAUUGUGAUUGUAAGAGAUUUUAAAAGACAUUUGAAUAAAUAAAUCUAUAAAUUAAUGAUGUGUGAAAACAUUGUUUAUUAAAUGACAUUUAUUUCUAUCCUCAGAAUUAGCUAAAGAUGCUUUGAACAAAACUGGAAGGUAUCAAGUUAUUUCUGGCUUUAUGUCACCAGUCAGUGAUGCCUACAAGAAAAAAGUAUGUGGGCUUAUUUUCUUUCUCUCUUGAUUUAUAUAUGUUAAUAUCUGGUUUAACAGACAUAUUCUUGAAUAUAGAGUACACAUGGUCCAUCCAUAUUCAUCCUUUGAAUUCCCUUGAAUAUUCACCCUGAACCUUGGUUUUAUUUUUGAGUGGUUUAAUGUUAUAGGUAUCGGUCUUGUCAGUUUGUUGAGUAUGCCAAGCUAAUGCUGAGUCUUUUUUAGAUAUUUUCUUUGCGUACGCCUAAUUGUAAUUUUAUUUUUGGAAAUAUUGGACAAGUAGAUCAUUAUGCAGCUGUGAGCAGUGUUCCAGAUUAUUUGUCAUGUAUUGUAUGAUGACAUAAAGACGUCGAGCAAUAAUCAAUAUCAGAUUGCUGACAGACAGAGUGACAGUCUGACUUCUGAUGGAUGGCCAAAAGCCUCAAUCACUUUCAGACGAAACCGAAAAUAAACCUAAUGUUAACUUUUCUAUUUCACCCAAAAUGGAAAGUACGCCGAAAGUGUUCAAAUGGCAACGUUUGGCACCGAAACCAAAAUUCGGUCAUCCACUAAGCUCAAAGGAGUACAAAGUGCAUCUGAAAAAAACUGAAACAUAUCUUCUGAGAAAAGCUGAGGCAUUUAAAGCUUAUUAAUUAAAGUAAAAAGGAAAUAAGCUAAUAAAAUCAAUUAGGUUUUGGAACCUCCUUUCACAUACUCUGUUUUACAUAACUAAUUAUAAGAGUGUUUGACUGCAAUAAAGCUUUCAAGUAGAUAAAUGAGACACAAAAAAUUUUUGUCAAUAAAACAAUAAAGUUUCAACUUUAAUAAUGAUCAUACAGAAUACAAAUGUAAAUGCUUAAGCAAAUGCCUUCAUCAGUACAGCAAAAAAACAUAAACAUUCAAAUAAGCAUAAAUUUAAUUUACAUAAUAUAUAUGGCCCUGAUUGUUUUACAGUGGUCUGAUAUGAAAUUACUCAUAUUAAAAUAAUGAUCUACAGCUCUGAAUUUUGAAUUGUUGUAAUUUAAAUUGUGUUUUUUCCCAGCCAACUAACUUCUUUUAUUUUUUAUGAUGAUUAUGUUUGAGUUGUGUGAGAUGGCUAUGUGAAACUGUGACACUUUAGAUUAGAGUUGUUGAAAUGAGGGGGCAAAGAUAUGUUGACAUGUCUAGAUAAAAAAAGUGGUAGACAGUUCUAACACAGAGGUAUCUGUUAAUAUUUGUCUGUACCUUGAUUUAUUUAUUCUAACACAAAACAAUCUCAAAUUAUAAUUUUAACUAUCUGCUUAAACUUUUCUGUAUGAUAAUUAAAAAAUAAUUUUGUCAGAUAAAAUAAAAAAAUAAGUAGGCUUGACAUGAGAAAGAAUGUGGUCAAGUACAAGGAACAAUGUUGGAGAUUAGACAUUGGCUGAAUCAUGAAGUUUGUUUAGUAACCAGGAAAUGUUAUAAGGUGAAUAGAUGUAAGGAGAUGAUUGGUGAAUGGAUGGAAGGAGCUGAUUGGUGAAUGGGUGGAAGGAGCUGAUUAGUGAAUGGAUGGAAGAAGUUGAUUGGUGAAUGGGUGGGAGGAGUUGACUUGACAUUAAAAGAAAUUGAUUAAACUAUUUAAGAAUUCAAAAUUCUUAUGCACAGAAAGUCUGUUGGGUUUUAGGUAUACUAAAGUGAACUUUUUGGAUUACAAUACUAUUUCUUGCACUAGCAAAUGGCAACAUUGUAGAAGAAAAUAAAAAAAGGGUUUGAACUUUGGUGACCUUUACAAGCUGAUGUAGCACACAAUGAGAUAAGCCCGAGUAUUUCCCAUAAAAUAGCUCAGUGGUGGAAUUCAUUAACUGUAAUACUGGUAUGAAAUCAUUGUUCUCCAUAUUUCUGAGAAAAAUACAUUUCCCUAAUUGUUAAAUAUAAGUCUGUGGCCCAUCUUUUUAUCCCAGUUGAUGGUGCUGUGAUUAGUGUUUAGGCUCAAGUCCUAACGGUCGAUUGUUGUCGAAAUAUUUUAUUUCACAAGGGAAAACUUGACAAACAUGAUCUCAAGUAACGAGUACUUAAAACAUAGAAACAUCUAAAACUCAUUGUUAGUCUUUUUGUUUAUAGACAGUUCAACUUUUCAAGUAGGCUUUAAUCCUUGUUUCAUAGCUCCAACAAUUAACCAGCAAAUCAGGGUGUCAAGCUAAAUCAGCUCAGUUAAAUCAGGGCAGUCCAGCUAAAUCAGGGCAGUCCAGCCAUUAGGCAUUUAUUUUUUAAAUUAAAUGAGACUUCUACAAAGUUCAGAAGUCGGUACAGAGUACAGGUGACUCAUGGCAGUCUAUAUAUAGACCUCAAUGUUUGACAAAACUUUCCACAGAUGUUCUGUAUCCUAGAAUCAGAAUUUGCUAGGUCAAUUUUUUUGUUCGACCUCAGGUUGGCCCACUUUUGUCUUUUAUGAGCUCUACAAAUGAAAAAGUGUCACGUCAGGUUGGUAAUGAACAUUCAAUGUAAGUUUUUAUUGGUGCACCGAAAUGAACGUCAUGACAAGAGAACAUUGUUGAGCGUUAAUUUACUUUGAGUCAAGGUACUUUGAGACUGAAAGUUGUGAAGUGUCAUUAUGUAGCAUCCUAGACCUUGGUGGGCAACCUUUUACCCCUGAAAUAAUCACAGUUAUGGUGAAUGAAAAAUAUAUAAAUCAUUAAACACUACUAUUGAUAUAACAUUAAAUGAAGAUAUAAGCAUAUUUUAAACCAACUUAAGAUGUAAACGUUGACAUUCCUUUUCUUGAACAAGCUGCACAACUUUUGGUUCCAUUAUUUCAAUCUUUAUUCAAGGCACAGCUCGUCACUGCCUCUAAAUAUUCCCACCAACAAUAACUUCGAAAUAUGUAUUUUGGCUUGAUGACACCCAUGUUGGCAAUGUUGAUUCACAAGCGGAGUUGAUCUGAGCAUAAAGGGGAAUGCCCAGUUUUUUGUUUGUUUUCUUGUUGAGUGUCCACUUUUCACUUGCUUACAUGACUUCUGGACUUAAAUAACAAGGAAUACAGUUUUCUUUUUUCCCCUCAGAGAUGGAUGUGCUUACUCAAUUUUUAGUCUUAAAGCUGCCCUGCUACUGGCUACUGUCCAUUCGUUACUGUGUCUGCCAUUAAAUAACUUUUGUUUUACUGAAGGUUAAUUAUUUCAUAGAUUCUCCAAUAGUGUUAUUUUUAUAGGGCUUAUUCCAAUGUCUGUCAUGUGUUAUGGCCAUGUACUUCGUUUUUUAUAUUUCAAUUUUUUUUUUUCACUUGGCCAAAAGUUUAAACUCAUGAUGUCAUCAGAGAAUUACUUAUAGCUUUAUCAUAGUCCACCCUCUGAUUUUUUUGCACAUUCCUCUGUAAUCUGAAUGCCCCAUCGUGCUGUAAUGGAUCACAUUCCUCUGUAAUCUGAAGACCCCAUUGUGCUGUAAUGGAUCACAUUUCUCUGUAAUCUCAAGGCCCCAUCGGGCAGUAAUGGAUCACAUUCCUCUGUAAUUUUGAAUGCCCCAUCGUUCUGUUAUGGAUCACAUUCCUCUGUAAUCUGAAUGCCCCAUCGUGCUGUAAUGGAUUUCUGUUCCUCUGUUUCAGGAUCUCGUGCCAGCCAAACACAGAUGUGAAAUGUUGAGAGCAGCUUUGAAGGGCUCAGACUGGCUCAAGUAAGUUGAGUUUGUUUCAAAGUUUGGAGGCUUGUAGGAAAUCAAUUUGGGAACUGCUCCUAGGUUGUACCUUUCUUGGGGAAUGAAUGAAUGAGGAAAGCAAGUGUUUGGUUUUUAGCUGUGCAGAUCGCUGGUGUUUGGUGUUUUAGCUGUACAGAAUGCUGGUGUUUGGUGUUCUAGCUGCGCUGAAUGUUGAUAUUUUAGCUGCGAAGAAUGCUGGUGUUUUAGUUGUACCGAAUGCAGGUAUUUGGUGUUUUACCUAUGCAUAGACUUAGCAUGUGUUGAAAUAAAUCAACUCAUACGGGCUGUGCUGGAAGAACCGUGGAGGAAGUAGCUUCAUUCCCCUUGCCUUGAAACAACACACCUGGGCCCAUUUAAACAUAGUGUAGGCCUGUUUAAUCAUAUAAUUUUUUAAAUUGCACAAAUGUCAUAAAACAAAAAAUUACUUUGAUUUGAUUCCAUUGAUUUGUUGACACCAUCUGAUUUUGGUAAAUACAUUUAGCUUCAAAAUGCUGCAUGAAACUGUCUCCUUGUGGGAUACACGGGACACACAAUAUUUGAUUGUGUCUUGGAUUCUAACCAAUCAGCAGUAAUAACUUGGCAGGAUGAGGCUUACAUUGCUCAGUAAUAAAAAAACUAAGACAAAAACGUCUUAUUUUCUACCCCCCUUCCCUUCUGCUGCACGCUUAUUUUUUUUGAAUCCCCCCCGUUUGCGUACGUACAUUUUAGAUAUCCCUACCAACAGAAAAAAAGUAACAAUAAAUACAAAUAGAAAUUAAAAUAAAUUAUUAAAAAAAACCCACAAACAAAUCAAUUUAUUGAUGCAUGAUUAUGACGUUAGGGUUUUAAAAAAGGUAUCAGGGAUUUUCACUGCUCUUUGUUCCCAAGAUAUGGAUUGCAGUGUUGCAUUUAGGGCAGGGCCAUUCGAAAGAGGACACCCUUUAUUUUAUAAAGAUGUAAAUCUCAAAGAAGUGUAUUUGUUUGAAUUCGAUAUAGUGCACCUGAUGAAAACCAAAAUUUGGCAAGGGCUUCGAUAAUUAAAAAAAAAUAUUAUAGGAACCACUGCCGUAGCCGAACAAAGUUAACUAAAUACAUCACACACGUGCAACUUACAAAAGGGCCAUGCCAUAAAUAAAGACACGCUUUUUUCGGACCAUCUCCCUCCCUGCCCCAUUCCCCCAUUUUACACCUUUUCCCUCCCUGUCCCAUUCCCCCAUUUUACACCUUUUCCCUCCCUGUCCCAUUCCCAAAUUUUACACCUUUCCCCUCCCUGCCACAUUCCCCCAAUUUUACACCUUUUCCCUCCCUGCCCCAUUCCCCUAUUUUACGCAUUUCCCCUCCUGCCCCAUUUCCCCAUUUUACACCUUCUCCCUCCCUGUCCCAUUCCCCCAUUUUACGCCUUUCCCCCAUUUUACGCCUCCCCCCUGCCUCAUUCCCCCAUUUUAACAUUUUCACUCCCUUCCAAAUUCCCCCAUUUUAAACCUUUCCCACCAUGUAUUCUCCCUACUCCCACAAACCAUGUAUUCUCCCUCCCUGUCCCAUUCCCCCAUUUUACGCCUUUCCCCCAUUUUACGCCUCCCCCCUGCCUCAUUCCCCCAUUUUAACAUUUUCACUCCCUUCCAAAUUCCCCCAUUUUAAACCUUUCCCCCCUGCCCUAUUCCCCCAUUUUACACCUUUACCCUCACUGCCCCAUUCCCCCCCCGUUUUACACCUUUUACCUCCCUCCCCUUUCCCCCAUUUUACACCUUUUCCUUCCCUUCCACAUUCCUCCAUGUUACACCUUUUACCUCCAUGCCACAUUCCCCCCAUUUACGCCUUUUCCAUCCCUGCCACAUUCCCCCUUUUACUCCUUUUCCCUCCCUGCCCCAUUCUCCCAUUUUAUACAUUUUCCCUCCUUUCCACAUUCCCCCAUUUUACACCUUUUCCCUCCCUGCCCCAUUCCCCCAUUUUACACCUUUUCCCUCCCUGUCCCAUUCCCAAAUUUUACACCUUUCCCCUCCCUGCCACAUUCCCCCAAUUUUACACCUUUUCCCAUCCCUGCCCCAUUCCCCUAUUUUACGCAUUUUCCCUCCUGCCCCAUUUCCCCAUUUUACACCUUCUCCCUCCCUGUCCCUUUCCCCCAUUUUACGCCCCCCCCUGCCUCAUUCCCCCAUUUUAACCUUUUCACUCCCUUCCAAAUUUCCCCAUUUUAAACCUUUCCCCCCUGCCCUAUUCCCCCAUUUUACACCUUUACCCUCACUGCCCCAUUCCCCCCCCCCGUUUUACACCCUUUCCAUCCCUGCCCCUUUCCCCCACACCCUUUCCGUCCCUGCCCCUUUCCCCCAUUUUACCCCUUGUCCUUCCCUUCCACAUGCCUCCAUGUUACACCUUUUACCUCCAUGCCCCAUUCCCCCCAUUUACGCCUUUUCCCUCCCUGCCACAUUCCCCCUUUUACUCCUUUUCCCUCCCUGCCCCAUUCUCCCAUUUUAUACAUUUUCCCUCCUUUCCACAUUCCCCCAUUUUACACCUUUUCCCUCCCUGUCCCAUUCCCCCAAUUUUACACCUUUUCCCUCCUUGCCCCAUUCCCCCCUUUUUACACCUUUUCCCUCCCUGCCACUUUCCCCCAUUUUACACCUUUUCCCUCCCUGCCACAUUCCCCCUUUUACUCCUUUUCCCUCCCUGGCCCAUUCUCCCAUUUUAUACAUUUUCCCUCCCUUCCACAUUCCCCCAUUUUACACCUUUUUCCUCCCUGUCCCAUUCCCCCAAUUUUACACCUUUUCCCUCCUUGCCCCAUUCCCCCCUUUUUACACCUUUUCCCUCUCUGCCACUUUCCCCCAUUUUACACAUUUUCCCUCCCUGUCCCUUCCCCCAAUUUUACACCCUUUCCAUCCCUGCCCCAUUCUCCCAUUUUAUACAUUUUCCCUCCCUUCCACAUUCCCCCAUUUUACACCUUUUCCCUCCAUGUCCAUUCCCCCAAUUUUACACCUUUUCCCUCCUUGCCCCAUUCCCCCCUUUUUACACCUUUUCCCUCCCUGCCCCAUUCCCCCAAUGUUACACCUUUUACCUCCCUGCCCCAUUCCCCCAAGCGCUGACUUGCCAAUGUUAUUUUAUUGCGGUGAUUGAAAUGAAUGGUUUACGGCAAGCUCUCACGCUACGGUACUACAUUUAACGUCAAUACUCAGUCCGUGCUCAGAUAGAAAUAACUCAAGUCUAGCUCUGACCGAAUGAGGGCUUUGUAGCUCUUAGUCAGGGGUGGCCGACCCGCGGGCUGCAUGCGGCCCGCCACGUGAUCUAUUCUGAUCCGCCUGAUGUAUCAGGAAUGAAUCCAUUUCUUCAGCCAAUUGCCAAUACGCUUGACCGGCACCGCCCCUUUUUAUUAUAUAUCAAAAAAAAAAAGAUUCAAAACUAAGUAAUCUUAAAUACAAAUUUUAAAACAAUAUUACCAUUUAUUAUUAAAAAAAAAUAAACCCCAUCCAGUUACAGAGUACCUAAAUUGUAAUGAUCCGCUAGCAUUUAUUCUAUUGUUUUCCUGUUAAGUGUAAAAGGACGCAAAACUAAACUCAGGAAUGUGCCAAAAUGCAUCCAUGCAUUAACACCCCCCCCCCCCAACCCUUCGUUAAUCAAAGUGACAAUAACGGGCACCUUUUCAUCUAUAAUAAAGUGGUUAGUUAUAUCUUGAUUUCCAUCGCUACACUUGAUGUAUGUGUGAUGCUGCACGAGUAGAUGUGUUAACAUCUGAGAAGUGUCUUGCUGUAGUGAAAUACGGUUCAAUAAAUAAUAAAGCGCAUCGUUUGUUUGGAAGUUAUUUGAAAUAUUAGGUUUAAUAAAAUGCGAACCUCGAAGAGUUGGAUUGGCCACCCCUGCUCUCAUUGUAGGAGGACAGUGUAGCUCUCAUUGUAGGAGGACAGUGUAGCUCUCAUUGUAGGAGGACAGUGUAGCUCUCAUUAUAAGACAAUGUAGCUCUAACUUUAGGAUGACAAUGUAGCUCUCAUUGUAGGAAGACAGUGUAGCUCUCAUUGUAGGAGGACAGUGUAGAUCUCAUUGUAGGAGGUCAAUGUAGAUCUCAUUGUAGGAGGACAGUGUAGCUCUAAUUGUAGGAUGAAAAUGUAGCUCUCUAAUUGUAGGACAAUAUAGCUCUAACUUUAGGAGGGCAAUGUAGUUCUAAUUGUAGGACAAUGUAGCUCUAUCCUUAGGCGGGCCAUGUACUCUAAUUGUAUGAGGAAAAUGUAGCUAUUACGGUAGAUGGGCAAUUAUAGUUAAAUGUAUUGGGUGGAAAUCUAGCUCUUACUACAGUAGAAGACAUUUUUUAGAUCCAUGAUUGGUUUAUUUUAAUUUUUUAUAACAAAUCCAGUUGAUGCCAUGAAUUAGUCAAUAUUCAGUGCAGCCAGUGUCCAUUGUUGUCUGUGUUUUUUUAGACGCCGAGACUUAGGGUAAUAGCCUCUAACUACUUGUUUGCUCUGUUAAAAUGUCUUCGCCAUAAGGAGGUUUAUUUUGUGUCCAUUAUUGAUUUUUAGCCUGGGACCAAAUUUGUUGCUAGGAGGCAAAAAAAAGGGGGGGGGGGACAAACAAAAACCGGGUGUGUGUUAACAGGUUGUGGGAGCAUAUGGUACAACUGUGACAGUGGGAAACUAAACCUUUUGUUUGAGGUUGUGGGAGCAUAUGGUACAACUGUGACAGUGGGAAACUAAACCUUUUGUUUGAGGUUGUGUGAGCAUAUCGUACAACUGUGAUAGUGGGAAACUAAACCUUUUGUUUGAGGUUGUGGGAGCAUAUGGUACAACUGUGACAGUGGGAAACUAAACCUUUUGUUUGAAGUUGUGUGAGCAUAUGGUACAACUGUGACAGUGGGAAACUAAACCUUUUGUUUGAGGUUGUGUGAGCAUAUCGUACAGCUGUUACAGUGGGAAACUAAACCUUUUGUUUGAGGUUUUGGGAGCGUCGUACUAAUGAAUGAGUGUGGAGUAGAUUGUCCGGGAUGAAAGUCAGGUUAGUCAAUAUGAUCUUUAAAUGAUCUUAACAUGAUCUGAUCACUUCAAGUAACCAACGAUCAAACAUGUCCCGUGAUUCAUCCGAUCCGAUUGACCUGGCAAUAGUCGGCUCGGGUUAGGGGGGGGGGGACAUAUAGAAUACUGAUCGAUGGUGCAAGUGGUGAAUAAAUUAAUGACAAUCAAACGGAUUAUUGUCUUAUUAAUCGAUUCCUGUUUUUGUUAAUUGGGCUGAGCAGAUUGUCAUGAAAAGACUUUCCAACUGGUUCAUCACAAAGACAUUGGGAGACAGUUGAUACUGGGACAGAGCAAUUGUAGAAUCUUGUUUCGCUGACGUACUGUGUUCACGCACUUGUUUCGAUGACGCACUGUGUCCACGCACUUGUUUCGAUGACGUACUGUGUUCACGCACUUGUUUCGAUGGCGCACUGUGUUCACGUACUUGUUUGGAUGACGCACUGUGUUCACGCACUUGUUUGAAUGACGUACUGAUUCCAUGCACUUGUUUGAAUGACGCAGUGUCCACGCACUUGUGAUGACGCACUGUGUCCACGCACUUUUUGUGAUGACGUACUGUGUCCACGCACUUGUUUUGAUUAGCAUUCUGGAAGUCUCGUCCAGACGUCAUCAGUUUGACUCAAGUGUUUUGACGUCAUCAGUUUUUACCAAAGUGCUGUGACGUCAUCGGUACGACUAGCGUAUUGUGACGACAUCAGUAUAACUAAAGUGUUGUGGCGUCAUCAGGGCGACUAAAGAAGUGUGAUGUCAUCUGUCCGAUUAAACUGUUGUAACGCCAUCAGCAUGACUAAAUUAUCUCAUCGAAUUAAUAGAGAUUUAAAAAGGUUGUCAACUAAAGAAAACAUUUUCAACGUAUUCCAUGUCUGAGCCUGAAGACGGAAACAACAAAGAAUCGAUUUCCCCAUUCAGUGAAUUUUUGGUGGUGGCGUGUUGGCCAGGACGUCUCACUGUCUCCCCAUCUUGCUAGCCAGCGUGUGUACAACCCUAGGGGAUCAGACGAUGUUAUAGAGUUGGCUGUCAUUGAGCUGACUCGUAAACAACCGUGUGUACAACCGUGAGGGAGCAGACGAUGUUAUAGAGUUGGCUGUCAUUGAGCUGACUCGUAAACAACCGUGUGUACAACCGUGAGGGAGCAGACGAUGUUAUAGAGUUGGCUGUCAUUGAGCUGACUCGUAAACAACCGUGUGUACAACCCUAGGGGAUCAGACGAUGUUACAGAGUUGGCUGUCAUUGAGCUGACUCGUAAACAACCGUGUGUACAACCGUGGGGGAGCAGACGAUGUUAUAGAGUUGGCUGUCAUUGAGCUGACCCGUAAACAACUGUAAGCACAUCACCAACCGUGGGCUCAUCAAUAACUUGGAGUGCCCUUUGUAAGCUUAUUCCAACUUUGAGUGCCCUUUGUAAGCUUAUUCCAACUUGGAGUGCCCUUUGUAAGCUUAUUCCAACUUGGAGUGCCCUUUGUAAGCUUAUUCCAACUUGGAGUGCCCUUUGUAAGCUUAUUCCAACUUGGAGUGCCCUUUGUAAGCUUAUUCCAACUUGGAGUGCCCUUUGUAAGCUUAUUCCAACUUGGAGUGCCCUUUGUAAGCUUAUUCCAACUUGGAGUGCCCUUUGUAAACUUAUUCCAACUUGGAGUGCCCUUUGUAAGCUUAUUCCAACUUGGAGUGCCCUUUGUAAACUUAUUCCAACUUGGAGUGCCCUUUGUAAGCUUAUUCUAACUUGGAGUGCCCUUUGUAAACUUAUUCCAAUUUGGAGUGCCCUUUGUAAGCUUAUUCCAACUUGGAGUGCCCUUUGUAAACUUAUUCCAAUUUGGAGUGCCCUUUGUAAACUUAUUCCAACUUGGAGUGCCCUUUGUAAACUUAUUCCAACUUGGAGUGCCCUUUGUAAGCUUAUUCCAAUUUGGAGUGCUCUUUGUAAACUUAUUCCAACUUGGAGUGCCCUUUGUAAACUUAUUCCAACUUGGAGUGCCCUUUGUAAACUUAUUCCAACUUGGAGUGCCCUUUGUAAGCUUAUUCCAAUGCAUUUCGAGCAGAGGACGUUUUGUCCAGGCGGUAUCCAGAUUUGAGAGCGUGCCAAUUAUGUUUGAGAACAGGCGUAUACCUACUACCUACUGGCUUCAUAACCGUGUUAAAUAUCGAGUCACGUGUUAUAUCGCUUGUUUUAUGUGUGCAUUAUGGAGUAGAGCAAAUAGAAAAGUGAUUUUAAAAUAUAUUAACUACUUUAGGAACUCAUUAAAGUUGCAUAGCUUUGAAAUGAUCAGUUAAUAGCAUCAAGUCAAUUAGUUUUUGGCUGACGGCUAAUCAUACUUACAGCAGAUGUCAUUUGCGAUGUAAACUCUUCAUGACAAUUAAUCGAAUGUAAUGAGUGACAAUGUAAUCAGAUGUAAUGAGUUAACAUGAAGCAAUAGUCCCGAUAAACUCUUAUCUAACAAUGGCUGUAUUCUUCUAGUGGUUAACACAUUGUGUUGUUCCACACAUUCUGUUAACGUCCUUCUGUGUCCAACACAUUGUUUUAACGCCCUUCAGUGGCCCACACACUCUGUUAACGUCCUUAUGUGGCCCACAUAUUCUGUGAGCGCCUUUCUAUGGCCCACACAUUCUGUUAACGUCCUUAUGUGGCCCACACACUCUGUUAGCCCCUUUCUAUGGCCCACACAUUAUGUUAACGUCCUUAUGUGGCCCACAUAUUCUGUGAGUGCCUUUCUAUGGCCCACAUAUUCUGUUAACGUCCUUAUGUGGCCCACACAUUGGGAUUUAUGCAGAAGAUCCAGCCAUACUUUAUUUUUUUUAAAGAAUGAAAUAAUGUUAACAAUCUACGUCCACGCUCUACGUCUCCCUACAGUCUCCCACCAGCUCUGGCAUUUUGUCUUUGGCUCACAAUAGGAGCAUUCUACUGAUGGCGCAGCUCAAUAAUGAAACAUUUGUCCUGUUGGAGACCGACUUGAAUAGAGAGGCCAUCAAUCACCUUAUAUUUAUCGAGCUCUUUGAAUCCCAUGGUCUCAGCAAUUUUCAACGUGUUCUGUGUUCGUAAACGGUUUCAUUGUGAGACCGCUGGGUUCAUUGUAGAGAGAAUUCGAAACUAAUAGGAAAAACUACUCUCUGGUCUGCUCGCACUGGUUUUAGUUUUUGUUUGAGACAUCGCCGAACUUGGACAAUGUGUCUGAAUAUCUGGCUCCUAUAAUCGUUGAUUGAAUUUUGAGAAUAGACAGUCCUACUCGCAUUUAUUGAUCAACACACAGUUUCUUAAAUGUUCGACCCUUCUAACUUCGCUAAACACUGCAGCAUCAAACGGACCACGGUCAAACUGGUCACGUGUUGUUCUGCUCAGAUUACUCAUGAGCGCCAGGUCAUUUGUUUAUCCUGGUCAAUUUGCUAUUGUAAAGUCGUAUGUUUAUAUUUGUCAGUUUUCUAGAGAGUACCAGGUAAUCUGUCAGUAUUGGUCAGUUCACUACUGAGUAUCAGGUCAUGUGUCAUAAUGGUCAGUGUACUAGUGAGUACCACGUCAUAUGUUAUACUGGUCAGUUUGCUAGUGAGGACCAGCUCAUCUGUUUAUACUGGUCAGUUCACUGGGGAGUAACAAGUCAUCUGUUAUACUGGUCAGUUUACUGGUGAGCGUGUAAUAUCAUACAGAGCCACCGCGACAUUCUUAUAUGAAAUGUGUUCUCAGCCUACACCACACAAAGCCAUGUUAUUGGUUCUUUUUUAAAUGAUUUUUCUUCAUAGCCUUAGUCCAUGUUUUGUGCAUUAUUGGAACAUUCUUGUGAUCUAGGUCACGUAAUAAACCGAUAGGUGUCACUUUAACGUACAAAUGUUCGUGCACACUGGCGAUCUGUUACUGAGAUGCUCAAAUUUAUGUGACCACGUACCACUUGCUGUAACAAAGACGUGGUCAACACGUUUCAUUUUCAAGGUUUUGUUGAGAGCUGCAGUAUUUUGUCGGCAGGCCGUUUACCACACAGACUACAGACACCCUCCCGUCAUGUUUGUAUCUUUGCGCAUGCGUUGUCGUCAGUUGACAGGGCUUGUUUAGCAUUUUUAAUUAUUAGUCGCAUUCCAUGGAAGCAUUCCGCCACGACCGGUGAGGAUGUUUGGAAGAUAAAAUUUGCGAAAAAAAUUAGUUUGAUUUUAUUGGAGUGGACAAGAAAAGAAACUAUUAGAUGAAAAAUGUCUUGUUUUAAAAGUAAUUGAUUAAAAUUUAAAAAAAAAAUACACCCCCUCCCCUUGCAUGGGUGGAUACAUUUUAAAAUGAUUCUUAGAAGAAAAAAUACGAACUAUUCAUUAAAGAGACAAAUUCUUCAUUAAAGAGAAAACCGUCAUUAAAGAGAGCGCCACCUACGUGUGAUAUCUGAGUCGGUAGGUUUCUUAACAUGAAUUCACCACUGAGAUUCUCAACAUGAAUUCACCACUGAGAUUCUCAACAUGAAUUCACCACUGAGAUUCUCAACAUGAAUUCACCACUGAGAUUCUCAACAUGAAUUCACCACUGAGAUUCUCAACAUGAAUUCACCACUGAGAUUCUCAACAUGAAUUCACCACUGAGAUUCUCAACAUGAAUUCACCACUGAGAUUCUCAACAUGAAUUCACCACUGAGAUCCUCAACAUGAAUUUACCACUGAGAUUCUCAACAUGACUUCACCAAUGAGAUUCUCAACAUGAAUUCACCACUGAGAUUCUCAACAUGAAUUCACCACUGAGAUUCUCAAAAUGAAUUCACCACUGAGAUUCUCAACAUGAAUUCACCACUGAGAUUUGUGGCCGCAAAAAUGAACUCGACCUGUUUACCAGAAGGCACAUAUUAGCGUGGUCAGUUUUAAAUACAAAAGAAGCUGUCCCAAGUUAAGCUCCUGAAAAGACAAACUUAGGCUGGCACAAUUUUAGCUCCAACAAAAGAUACAAUAAGCUGCCACAAUUUUAGCCCCAACGGACAAUACAAUAAGCUGCCACAAUUUUAGCUCCAACAGAAGAUACAAUAAGAUGUACAGUUUUAGCUCCAACCGAAGAUACAAGCAGUUGACACAAUUUUAGCUCCAACAGAAGAUACAAUAAGCUGGCACAUUUUUAGCUCCAACAGAAGAUACAAUAAGCUGGCACAAUUUUAGCUCCAACAGAAGAUACAAUAAGCUGUACAGUUUUAGCUCCAACAGACGAUACAAUAAGCUGGCACAGUUUUAGCUCCAAAAGAAGAUACAAUAAGCUGGCACAAUUUUAGCUCCAAAAGAAGAUACAAUAAGCGGGCACAUUUUUAGCUCCCACAGAAGAUAAAAUAAAUGGGCACAAUUUUAUCUUCCACAGAAGAUACAAUAAGCUGGAAAAGUUUUAGCUCCCACAGAAGAUAAAAAUAAGCUGCCACAAUUUUAGCUCCAACAGAAGAUACAAUAAGCUGGCCCAAUUUUAGCUCCAACAGAAGAUAGAAUAAGCUGUCACAAUUUUAGCUCCAACAGUAGAUACAAUAAGCUGGCACAAUUUUAGCUCCUGAAAAGACACCUUUCUGCUCAAUUUUAGUUCCAAAAAAGACUCACUUAAGCUUCCACAGAAGAAGUAAUAUUUCCAUAAACAUGUAGCUGUACCAAAAGAAACAGAUAUGAAUAGGCCUACAUGCAUGUCUGCUUUCUAUCUUUAUACCAAACUAAAUGAACGUAAUAUUUGAAAAAUGUUUUCAGGCUCUUGUAGACAGUGACCUUUAACUUAAGUUCUGGGUAUGGAUUUGGUUAGGUGGUGGGGAGCCCCUGAGCCUUACACUACUAUUGUUGGGGGGGGGGGGCAAUGGUGUUUAGCUUUACACUAUUAUUAGUGGGGGCUGUGGUGUUACGAUAACACUAUUAUUAGUGGGGGGCUGUGGUGUUAUGCUUUACACUAUUAUUAGUGAGGGCNGGUGUUUAGCUUUACCCUAUUAUUAGUGGGGGCAAUGGUGUUUAGCUUUACCCUAUUAUUAGUGGGGGCAAUGGUGUUUAGCUUUACCCUAUUAUUAGUGGGGGCAAUGGUGUUUAGCUUUACCCUAUUAUUAGUGGGGGCAAUGGUGUUUAGCUUUACCCUAUUAUUAGUGGGGGCAAUGGUGUUUAGCUUUACCCUAUUAUUAGUGGGGGCAAUGGUGUUUAGCUUUACCCUAUUAUUAGUGGGGGCAAUGGUGUUUAGCUUUACCCUAUUAUUAGUGGGGGCAAUGGUGUUUAGCUUUACCCUAUUAUUAGUGGGGGCAAUGGUGUUUAGCUUUACCCUAUUAUUAGUGGGGGCAAUGGUGUUUAGCUUUACCCUAUUAUUAGUGGGGGCAAUGGUGUUUAGCUUUACCCUAUUAUUAGUGGGGGCAAUGGUGUUUUUAUUUCCUGGAUGCUGGUUGUGAUUGUAAUCAUGUUCCUCUUCAAUCCUCAGACUUGACACAUGGGAGUCUUCACUGACCACCUGGACACCAACAGCUAAAGUUCUACGCCAUUAUAAAGAACAAGUUGAAAGUCAGUAUGUUCACAAACCAUCUCCUUCAAAGAGAAGAAAAAAACUACACAACAAUACAGGUACUCAAAAAGUAGGCAAAACUAAAUAAUUGCAUAAGUUCUCAAAUCUCAAAAUUUUAAUGUGAUUCCAAAAGGCUUAAAAUUGUAAACUCAAAAAAGUCUUUGCUUAAACAAGAGAAAAGGAUUGAGGCUCAUCCAAAUAGCCUUACUGUGUAUGCUGAAUGGUUUCUCCAGAUAUUAGCAUAGUGUCCUUUAAUCAUAGAAGUACCACAUAUUUUAAGUGUGCUAAAUUAUGCACAUUAUUCUGUUUUAUUAACUUUGUUAUUAACUUUUAUUUUUGAAAACCUUUUGUCAUCAGAUUUUACUUGGAAUCUGUGUAACACAUUUGAAAAACAGAAUUUAAUCACUGAGUUGUAAGGCAUGUGAGCAUUAACAUUGUAAUUAGUGAGUUGUAAGACGUUUGAACAAUAUAAAUCACUGAGUUGUAAGAUGUUUGAACUACAGAAUUGUAAUCACUGAGUUGGAAUAAAAUGAGCAGGGAGGUGUUGAGAUUUCUUGUUUGAAUUUGUUCUAGUUCUAUGGUUUGACAGUUUUAUCAGUAGGAAAAAAAAGACACUAACAGUUUAAAUUUUAAACUGCUGAGUAAAUAAAGGAAGAAAAUUCUAUCUGUGUCAUAACUUGUCCAGUGAGAAUCCCAGUGUCAGAGUUAACCAUAGGCUUACAUACAGUAACAAUGGGGAAAAUGUCAGGAUCAAUAGCCUUGCAAUCGCCCAUCAACUUCUCAGGGUUAACAACUUGUCAGAGCUGUGCAGAAAUGAGGAGGUCACUCAUGACGGGGCUUGAGGAGAUACCAGCAAUUGAGUAGAUCCCAGCGCUUUCAUGCAUGUCUAGAGUUAGGAACACUUUGUUAGCUAGGAGUGCAGCAGGUUGAUUUAUGAAUCUCAUUAAAACUAUUACCUCUAUAUUAAUAUGUCCAAGUCUAAUUGUUUAAAUCUACAUGUAUGUAUUUAAUAUCUUUGUGAUUGUCUGUCUAUAUGUAUAAUUCUGUAAGUAGCAAUAAUAAUAAUAAGGGGAAUCUAUCAUAAAGUAGUAAUUAGCGUUUAUAAAAUUUAUUGGUGUAUUUUCUUUAUAUUACUUAAUCCAAUGAACGUUUUUGUAACACUCAAUGACUCAUUGAUAGAGGCUAAUUGGUUUCACAAGAGAAAUAAGAAUUUUUGUCCACAAAAAUAAUCAAUCAAAGCGAAUGAGUAAUUGAUAUAAAUAUGAUUUUGAACAUUAAUUGUGUUUGAUAAAUGAACUAAGAUAGUUGGAGGUAAAUUUACAGAUAAUUUUUUAAGGACACUUGGAUUUUCCCAUCCCCAGCUGUAACACACAUCAACAUAUUAGACAUCAUUAGGUAUCUUUUAGUUGAUCUAGUUAGCGCAGAUAAAAUCCAAGCUAAUGACACACCAAAUAAAAAAUGAAAAGAGUCAGGCUCAGCCUUGCAUAGAUUUAUUGAUUAAUUACCAUGAACCCACAGAGCACUGGUUUGACUUGUGAUGUGGCAGUUCAUCUGGCAACUCUUCAGGACUGGCUUCAACUUUGAUGAGGUUAAGAAAUCACUUAGAGUUCUAAGUGCACUUUAAACUAAUGUAGUGGAUUUUACCCAGUAGAUGCCAAGUGCAUUUAAAAGUAAAUCAUAAACUAUAUGAGAAAAAGAAUAUAUUUUUUUUUACAUUGGUAUUUAAGCUAAAUGCGCUCUCCAUUUUUUAACGACAUUAUUUAUUACAAGAUUUCUCAAACUUAAGGAAUUUCUUGAUAUUUUAUUAUCUCAAUUGCAAUCCAUAACACACAAAUCCAAUCCACACAAAUAAUUGCAAUCCAUAACACACAUUUUUAAACAUAAGGUUUAAACCUGAGUACAAGAUUUCCUUUUUAGAUUUCAUCCCUGCUAAUAAGACAUAUAUCAUCAUAUCUGUUAUGUAGCAAUGUACUCAUUAACCUUGGACAUAAUUUUCUAGGAUCAGAGUACAUUCUAUUAAAUCUGUGAGAGACAUUUUUCAAAGACAUCUUCUGUUCAUUUGAGGGUAAUUAGUUCCUAUUUUUCACAACAUAAAAGCAGAUUAACACACCCUUCUGCACACAUAAUUAUCCUAAAUUUCCCUCAAAAUCAAUAAUUGGUGCUGCAGGGAUUUUUAAAGAACCUUUUAUGCUACAAGACAUAACAAAUGGAUCAUAAAAACUGAAUCAAUAUUUACUGUCUUUAAUUGGCCAGUGAGCACUAUUCAUUAAACUUGAAGCAAUAAUAUUAAUUUGAUAAGAUUAUUCUUGUUAAUUCUGUUACCUUCCCUACUCCAUUAUUAUUGGGAGUUUUUGAUGAUGAUUGAUUGAUUGAGUACUUUUAUAGUGCUUGUGUCCAUGCUAUUUUAGCAUGCUCACAGCGCUCUGAUGUCCUAAAAUCUAUUUAAAGAAAAAGUCUUUAAAUGGUUCUUAAAUGACUUUUGAUCAUUUUCAAUGUCCCUCAAAGAUUGAGGCAAACAGUUCCACAAUUUAGGCACAAUAGCUUCAAAAGAGCCUACUCCGUAUGACUUCUUAGUGUGUCAGUUCACCCUGGGAACUCUCAGUAAGGACUGUGUUGAAGAGCGCAGGUUCUGUAUUGAUACGUUUUUAGAAAUCAGUUUUUGAAGAUAUAAAGGGGCAGAGCCUUCAAUACAGCAAUACGCCAGGGACAGAAUUUUAUAGUCAAUGCGCUCACUUACAGGAAGCCAAUGGAGAUCUUUAAGAACUGGGGUGAUGUGGUCAGAUUUCUUUAUAUGUUUUGUGGUCAACACCACAAACAACUGUUACAGUAAUCUAAUCUUGAUUGGAUUAGAGUGAGUGCUACGGCAUUGGCUGUUCUCUUAUUAAGUUGAGGACGCUGCUAACCCAGAGCACAAAGAUGACAGAAAUGAGCCCUGACUACAGAACUGAUAUUAGGAAUCAUAGUAUGUUUACUGUCAGUGUAAAAGCCAAGGUCUCUAACCAUGUUGGACAAGGGAUCAACAAGAGCACCAACUUUUAUCGAUGCAUUAUCAAUGACCAAUUAAAGAAAAACUUAAACGAGUUAAAGGAAUUUACUACCUUUUAUAUUAAAGCGAAAAGAUAAUUGUUUUAUCGUUAAAAACUCUUGGCUUGUAAUUAGACUAAUAUUGAUGUCUGGCUUAAAUUGAAAUCAUGAGCAUUAUUUUUCUGGAGCUGCGCAGGAUUAGUCAAAUCAGGCCCUUCCUAACAAUUGAUACAACAAAGAGGCUGAUGUCUGCAUUUGUGCUAUCACGCAUGGACUAUUGCAAUGCUCUCAUGGUGGGUCUUCCAGCUACGCUCCUGGAUAAAAUUCAAAUAGCACAGAAUAAUGCGGCUCGCAUAGUUCUCCGCAAACGCAAAUUCGACCAUGCAAAAACACUUCUGAGAGAGUUGCAUUGGCUGCCGGUGCGUGCUCGCAUAGAGUACAAAAUCGCAACUUUGUGCUACCGCUGCUUACAUGACCUGGCGCCGUCCUAUCUGAAAGAGCUGCUGACGCCUUAUGUACCCAGUAGAGAGCUCCGCUCAUCCGAUAGUGGCAAACUCUCGACACCACGUGUUUGCCUUGAGACUUACGGAAAGCGCACUUUCGCAUUUGCUGGUCCAACAAUUUGGAACGCCCUUCCUGUCGAUCUUAGAAACAACCAGACACUGGAGUCCUUUAAAACCGAUCUAAAGACACAUCUAUUUCGCAAAUACCUUCUGGGAUGAUUGUCUACCUUAUUUUCCAUGUGUUGCUGUGUUGCUCCGGGUUGAAAUGGCUAGAAAGACUUUGAUAUUGUAUGCUUGUAAUUAGUUUUUGUAGUGUUGCGUUUGUUUUAAAUGUGGUGAAUUAUAGAUAUGUUUUUUGUUGACUUUGUACCGCGCUUCGAGCCUUUGGGGAUGAAGCGUGUUUUUGAAAUCAACUUUAUUAUUAUUAUUAUUAUCUAUGUUAUAAAAUGUCCAAAUUUAAUGCAUUUUCAGUUUCAUAUUUUUAUACCAAAUGUUUUAUGACCAUAUAACUAUGCCAUUUAUACUUGCAGUAUCAGAUAUAGCUCAAAAUCACAUCCCCAACAUAGAAGUAGAAGGAGAACAAGUUCCUUGUGUGAAAUUUUUGUGUGGUGCAGACUUGCUGGAGUCUUUUGCUCAACCUGGUUUGUGGCUGGAGGAAGAUGUAAGUUAAUCAGUUGUGUAUUUGGUGUUUGAAGAUUACAGCUAGAGGAAAAUAAAUGUUAAUAUAAAAUAUAAUUGGUGUUUAAAGAUUACAGCUAGAGGAAAAUAAAUGUUAAUAUCAAAUAUAAUUGGUGUUUAAAGAUUACAGCUAGAGGAAAAUAAAUGUUAAUAUCCAAAUAAUUGGUGUUUAAAGAUUACAGCUAGAGGAAAAUAAAUGUUAAUAUCAAAUAUAAUUGGUGUUUAAAGAUUACAGCUAGAGGAAAAUAAAUGUUAAUAUCAAAUAUAAUUGGUGUUUAAAGAUUACAGCUAGAGGAAAAUAAAUGUUCAUAUCAAAUAUAAUUGGUGUUUAAAGAUUACAGCUAGAGGAAAAUAAAUGUUAAUAUCAAAUAUAAUUGGUGUUUGAAGAUUACAGCUGGAGGAAAAUAAAUGUUAAUAUCAAAUAUAAUUGGUGUUUAAAGAUUACAGCUAGAGGAAAAUAAAUGUAAAUAUCAAAUAUAAUUGGUGUUUAACGAUUACAGCUAGAGGAAAAUAAAUGUUAAUAUCAAAUAUAAUUGGUGUUUGAAGAUUACAGCUAGAGGAAAAUAAAUGUUAAUAUCAAAUAUAAUUGGUGUUUAAAGAUUACAGCUAGAGGAAAAUACAUGUUAAUAUCAAAUAUAAUUGGUGUUUAAAGAUUACAGCUAGAGGAAAAUAUAAGUUAAUAUCAAAUGUAAUUGGUGUUUUUAAGUUAAUGUCAAAUAUAAUUGGUGUUUAAGAUUACAGCGGGAAGCAACAUUCAUUUUAGUCACUAUUGACAAUUGUCAGAUAAAAACAAAAUAAUAUUUAUUUUCUACUGUUGAAUACCUAAAUGUGUAUUUAAUUUGCUCUGUACAGAUUGAAUAUAUUGUUGGUGUCCACGGAUUGGUCGUCAUCACAAGAUCAGGAUCUGAUCCACUCAAGUUUAUUUAUGAAUCUGAUGUAUUAACAAAAUAUAAAGCAAGUACAAUAAUAAUUCAACAAUAAUAGUUCAAAUAAGUUCAAGAUAUCCUAUGCAUUAUUUACAAUAUUAACAUGUAACUCAUUCACUGUUGCAUUUGCCCUGUGUCGGGUUGGAGGAGGAAGUUUUUUCUUUUCUUGAAUUGUGAGCAGUGUUAUAAAUUGGCCAAUUAUUUUUUUCUCUAUUAAUUUUUGAGUAUAGUGUUGCAAUAUCCAAAGUUUAUGGUGCAUUCAAAGUCCAAGAAUUCAUACAAAAAGAGAAUCAUUUUAAAGUAAUGGACAUUUUUGUUUUUGAAUCCCUUUGAAUUUUUAAAGGGAAAAAUUAAAUGAUUGGCAAUCCAUUGUUUGUUGUCGACAACUGAAAGGUCAAAGCCAGAAAAAACUUUCAACUUGAAAGUCUAAUUGAUCCCAUUCAUCUUUCCUUGUUAUUUUAUCAACAAUUUUAAAGUAUUUUUCCAGUAAAUAUAAGUAUUUAUUUUCAAAAUUAUAAAUAAUAAUUCUCUAGGUAUGUAUGUGUGGCCGUAACGCUGCAUUCAAUAGGCGUGCAAAAUGAAAUUCCCAUAUUUUGGUGUCAUAAAUGACUAGAGCUGAGAAGGGAAAUGAUGGCAUCAGUACCGGACAAAAGUGCAAAAGAUAAGGGAGUAGUUAAGCUGACAUCGGCUGAGUUUAUGGUAGUACAGGGAGGACAUGAUAGGUUGGGAGGCAGGGAGACACCAGGUGGACAGUAUGGGAACAAGUAUCAUGAAUGAGUCAGGAAUCACUCAUUGGGAUUCUUAUACUUGAAUGCAUGGUUUAUCAAGUAACUUUAGUAGAUUGGAAGUUCAGGCAUUGCCGCCGCCAUUGUUUGGCGUGUAAUUUCUAGUUGUUUUGAUAUUUCAAUAUGCAAAUAAAUUAAAUACCCAAAAUUGUCAAACUUCUAUCACAAUUGAAAAUAUCAUGAGCGAAAAUCAUGAAUAAAACAGUUGAUUUCAUCUUUCAAUGAAAUUUCUAUUAAAAAAAGUUUAUUAUUUCAGGAAAAUAUAAUAAUUGUAACAGAAUGGAUUUAUAAUGACAUCAGUUCAACCAAAAUUAGGUGAGUGUUUAAACCUUUUGCUGAUUAAUGACUGUAUUGUAACUGCCAAGUAGUAAAACAAAUAUUUACUUGAUGUUGAUUUACAAAGGAACUCACAAAAGUUUUAAGCAUUUUAUGUGCCAGAAUUUUUUCUUUAUAUAGACACCUAUCUUAAUUCUGAGCAUCAUCAUAGCCCAAACAAUGAACUGUAAAUCCCAGACCAAGUUGACUGCUGUCUCCUGACUUUGUGGCAUCAGGUUUUUUUUACCUCCUCCCUAAGUCUAGCUCCCAUUUUGAGCAGACACUUCAAUUGCAGUUGGCAAAAGCCCAUAGCUGGAGACAAAAUCAGAUGAAUUUAAAACUUCAAUCUCUUGGUUUCUAACGCACCACAGGGCUGCCUGGAAGUUCCAGAUUAAAGUGGACAUUGAAAAUGGGACCUGACAAUUUUAAAAUUUUAAAUUCUAAUUUGUUAGAAUAGUGUAGCAACACACAAAAAUUUAAGUGGAUUUGUAAAAUAAUUACAAGUAUAUAGAUGUAUUUGAGAAUAUAAACUCUUUUCUGUAUUUAUUUACAUUCUAUUUUUUGGUUUGCUCUUGUGCAGUUAUAAAAAUUGUGCAAAAUGAAACCCGUUUUUAAAAUACCUUUUUAUAUUGUGAUUUUAACGUUUAAAUUUAAUUUUAUUCCUAAAUGAAAUGAAAAAAUAAAAACAAACUAACAUUGUCCUUUUAUAACAAUGAUUUCCUGCAAUAACACACCAGCGAGAGUUAAAAAGGAAAACAAAUUAAUUCAACGUUUCCGCACAAUAUCAUCAAAAGAAUCGAUCAAAUAUUCUCAUACUAGUGAUCUUCAAUUUCCCUGUAUUUCUCUUAUUAUUUCUUAUAUUUGACAUAUUUCCAAAAUAUUAUUUUGUCCGUUAAAUUCUUAUUUUUCAUAGUUAUUAUACAUAGAUUUUUUAAAUUCCUGUUAUCUUGGUUUUGGAAAACCUAAAUUCCGGGUAUAACAUUAAUGGCGAACUCCAAACACUUAAGUUUUGAAGUACUUACUAUUUCUUGUUGUUUCUUCAUAAGUCCUGUCUGCUAAGGAAGGCUCUUAGCUGAAACGUUCUCUUUUUUUGUCCUGUCUUUAUAUUUGCAAUUUACACAUACCUUGUUCCACUAUUUCCUUUGAUAACAAUAGCUUGAUGAAAGUUGAAUGAAUUUACCUUUAACAGAAGAGCACUGCGGCGUGGUGAAAGUGUCAAGUAUUUGUUGCAAGAUUCUGUCAUUGAUUAUAUAAGAGAACAUCAAUUAUAUGGAACAAGUGACAAGUAAGAAUUCCUGAGGAACAUGUCACCCUGAUUUGUUGUAAACUAUUGCUGUGAUAUUAUCUGCUCGUCAUCUGCUCUUACCCAUCGUUGUUUUUAUAUUUAUAAAUAUUAUAUUUUAUAAUUACAACCCAUUUAAUUAAGUAAACAACUCCGAAAUCGUAACAGCUGUAAAAUAGAAUAUGAAAGCUUCAACAAUUUUAACUCAAAAGCAAAAUAAAUAUUACUUUUUAAAAAUUACUAUUAAAUAAUAUUUAUAAGUAUCUUAGUUUUGAUACUAAUUUUAAAAGUUUUGAUACUUGAAUUCACAUUGUAUCUACAUAAGUUAAAAAAAAAAUCUAAAUAAAAAUUGGUAUGUAAAUAACGAACAACAAAAUGUGACCAAUGCUUCUAUUGAGACAGUCUAAUUAAAACUGAUAUUAUUUUCUGUAAAUGCUUUAUUCCAUUAUAUUUUAUAUACAUAUCAAAAAUAUUUUUAAAAAAAAUAAAAUCAAACAUUUAAAAGUAGAUUCAUUGAAACUUACAUCAGCAAGUUCUUUGUGUCUGGAACCCAUAAUAUAACUUGAUAUCAAUAUUAUUAGCUUAGAUGCUUGACUUGUUCUGUGUAGUUAUUUUUUUAUAUAUAUCUUAAUUAUCUCAUUAUAUAUAGAGCAUGAUUAAAUCAAAACUGUUAGGUUCUAUUGAAGACUGAGGUGAAGGACAGAUGAGAUUAUAAUUGGUAGUAUUAGUCAGUAUUUCUUGUAAUUUGUUUUUACCUGCUAUUACCGUUUUUUUCCUAUGUUUUCCAAGCUCUUAAAUUUUUUUUUUUUUUUACAAAUUUGAAGCUUCAUUGCGUUCUUGAGCAUGCUAGAAAAUUAUAUUUGUGAGAAUAUACAUAUUUUUUCCUCUUUGAAAUGACAUGUAGCCCUGAUUUAAUUAAAUUGUAUUUGAGGUAAUUAUUAGACUUUUCUGGCCAGCAAUGAAAUCUAUUGACUUCUUAUCAUUUUAAUUCUACUCCUACUAUAAUUUAUGCAACUUGGCAAAAGAAAACUCUAUAUAUAGCUAUCAAUUUUUCCAUUUUUGUGAAAAAUCCCUAAACAAAGAAUUUUUUUCUUAUGAAUUUAUCUUAUAAAUAUUUGUGAACUGAAUUCAUACAGUUAUUUUGUGUUUGAUAAAAAGAAAUCUCUGGUUAAUAAGUGGCAUAGGAUAAAACCCAGAUAAGUGUUUUCUUGUAAACAUCUAAGAUAAUUAUAUGUAUUUUUAUUAACAUCAAGAACUUUAAAGGAUUAUGAUUGCCAGAUCAAGAUUAAUACAUUUUGUUAAUUUACAAAAAUUGUUUUUUUUAAUUUUUCACUUUGCAACCAAUUUAUGUUCACUUUUUUCUUCAAGUUGUAUAUACUUGUACUUUCAAAAUUCCAUAAAGGAAUGAAAUUGUGUAAAUUUCAACUUUCAGGGAUAAAAUUAGAAAUGUAGAAACAUUAUUUAAAUAAAAAAUAAAUUCAUUGUUAAGAUUUUAACUGGCAUGUGGUUGUUCAGCAUGAUGCAACAUUUAAAUUUUUGUGACCAUUUCCAUUAUAUUUUCAUUUUUGGAAAAAAAAUCUUUUCGCAUAGCUAUUAUUUUUUUUUUAUAAAGUUGUCAUUUAUUGGCAAGAAUAAACCAAAAAGUAACUAGUUACAAAAGAAAAUAGACAUGGAAGGUUACAAAAGCCAGUUUUAAAAUUGUAAAAUUAUUAGCGAUUUUUAUUUUCAUCCUUCAAUGAUUUUAUUUUUUUAAAGCAAAGUUGCUUGUUAGCUUAAAGAUGCUUAUUAAAUGUCCAAAAUAAAACUUUUGGGUGGCCAGCAUAUUUUUUGCUCUCAUCAUCUUGCUCUGUUUCAGUCUGAAAAAAUGUUAUGUAAAAUUGUAAUACUUGUGACCUACCAAAAAGUGAAAUAUUUUUUACCCUUUUUUUCAUGCAAUCUGUUGGAAUCACAGUAAGUAUAUCAAUCAUAUGAUGCCGUCUCCAAAUGGGGAAGCAGGUAGCUCUCCAGAAACAGAGGAGCAGUCAAGCUCAUCAUCGGGAGAAAUAAGUGUCAUCCUCAGGUCGUCACCACAUAAUGGAUAUGAUUCCAGUCACCUGACCUUACAUCGUAUGACGACGACUUUAGAAAAAUUAUCUCCUGUGACCAAGCUUCUACCCACUCAUAAUUCCAGCAAAGUAUCUUGCAUCUCUGACUUAGGCAUGCUGGUUAGGCGAGUGAAAAAUGUGCGGGUAGGGUUCACACCAGAAACUUGUGUUUAGACAUUAUCUCUUCAUUUCAUGUGUGAAGGCAAUGUGAGAAAGUGCUAUUAUGAUGAUCAUUUUAGAUGGCAACUUUCACAAGAGUCAUCUGUAGGAUAUAACAAUAGCUUGUUGUUUUCUGUUCUUAAAAUAACAUGUCAAAGGCAUAUGGCAAGGUUUAACAUUAUGACAGUUAAAAGAGUUAAAGUUAGGUUUUUCAAUUAGCUAACAUGAAUAUGUUCUUUGCUACAAGCAGUUGUGUUAUUUUGAUGAGUCAUUUCAAAUAAUUCUUUGGCUGCAGUGCUUCCAUAGUCUAAUAUAUAAAUUUUUUUUGCUAACCAUAUUUUACUACCUUUAUUUUUAAUAUUUCUUCUCACAAAGAGGGUUUACAGUAUUAUAUAAAUUCUCGCUCUUUUAAAAAAAUACUAUUUCAUGCACCCUUACUGCAGGUGUUGAACCUCAGUCUGGAGGACAGUGAUCUAAAGGCCAAGGAACAUUUUAAAUAAUUUACUCAUGCUAGGAAAUUCUUAGUAAAUUACUGAAAGUUGUCUUAGCAAUAGCAAAGUGAAUAACAAUUUGUAUAUUAUAAAAAGAACAUUUAUAGUGCUAUAAAUCAGCAGUCACCAACCAGUGGUCAGAGAGAAAAUUUUGAUGGUCCGCUGAAAAAUAUACACAUAACUAGCAACUUUUAUGUUUUAAUAAUAAUUUUAAAAAAGAUUCCAAGAAAUUCUUAUAUUCAGAAUGACAACUUUUGAAAGAUAUUAUGGUAAACUCUUAUUUUUAAGCAGUAAAUUCAAUGCAAACAGAAAAGCUUUUUUUUUUUUGUGUCAUAGUGAAUUUUUAUAACAAAAUCAACUUAUUUCAUAAGUCCAAGGAUUUUUUAAGUAAAAUUCUGUCAUUUUGUUCAAAUACAAGAACCAUUAAACAGAUUGUUUGAAAUCAAAGCUGUUAAAUGAACUAAAUCUAUCCUUGCAAGGACAACUUAGGAAUACUUCACAGGAAGUGGUAAAAUGGAUAUUUUUUAAACAAAACUAUUAAUGAGGUAAAUGCGGUUGGCUUAAAGGAUCUGCAAAUGUUUUCAAAUUUUGAUGAAUAUAUGAGAGAAAGGGAUGUCAACCAGCAGGUGGCAACCAUUGUUCAACGGCACUUACUAUCACUCACAGAAUAUUUUGGUCGUUAUUAAAAAUAAUACAAAGAAAGAAGAUCUCAGAAAUGUUAAUAUGUGUAUAAUAUUUUGUAUCAAACAUUGAAGAAAAGAAUUUAAGCAUUAAUUUAAAAAAAGACUCAAAAUAACAUCUGGAAAUAGUCUCAAUGCUACAGUCAACCUUAUCAAGACCUCAUUUUUGUCUCUUCAUAAAAAUUUGUGCAGAGUGAAAAGACAAUGAAUAUUUUCAUUCAGUUUUCAACAUAUUUGAGCUAAAAUACAUUUUCAUCUGUCAUAGCAAUUAAAACUCAGUAACGGUCAUGGCUUGAAAUAAAUAUAUCUCUCGGUCUUGCAGUGACGUCAUUAAAGCCAAAAAUCCACAAAUUUCUUUCAAACAAGCAGGAACAAAUAUCACACUGUAAAUGUGUAAUACUAGAAAAAGGUUUAAGUUAUUUUUUAAUAAUAAACUAACUUCAAUCAUUUUGUUAUCAUUAGACAACCUUAAAAAAUGUCGCUAUGAAUAAAUAAGCAUUUAAAAUUUUGUUAUCUUAGAUUUAAAUAGGCGCAUUUCAUAUGAAUAAAAUUGAAGUUCUCUGAUCAUUAUUUUACAAAUGUAUUUGUCUUUAAAAAAAAAUCAUUAGUUUUAAAGGGGAUUUAAAAUAAUGAAUUUAGUAGUCAGUGAGGUCUGAAAGGUUGGCGAUCGCUGCUAUGAAUAGUCUAAAUGCGUAAUAGCUUCUUUUUGGACACCAGUUGGGAAUGAUAAUAACAACGUAUCAAAGAUCCAGAUGCUUAAAUGUACAAAACCAUCCAUAACUGGUUGCUAUUUUAUAUAUAGUAUGGUACAUAGCAGUAUACUUAAAACAAAAUGAAAUUAAGUUAUUUCAUAAUGCUGUCACUGUAGUAUGACAGAAGUUUGCAAUCUGGAAUGCACGCUUAAGAUUUAUUCACUGCCAAACAAAUCGUCAAAUAUUAUAUUCCAUCACUUCCAGAAAUUGUAUUAGUAAUUGUUUUGCCUACAUGUUCAUUAUAUCAUUUAUGCAUGUCAAUUUCAACUAAUAAUGCUUAACCAGCAUUAUCCAGCUGAAUCAACAUUUACCUCUUUUAUACAUCUGCUGAUUGGACUAUGAGUAGUUUAUAUUUUAAGAUUAAUCUUAAAGCAAUGCCAAUAAUGAAUUUUCAUUGUUAAAAUGCUAAAUGUGAUAUUACUGAUAUUCUCUCAUUUUGUUCUUCAAUUUUUUGUAUAGAUGUCUUAAAACUUUCUAAUGAGUCUAUAAGAACAAGCUAUAACUGUAAAUGAUCACAGGUGUUUCCACACAUUAAAAACUUGUACUCAUUUCAUUUGAUUUCAGUACAAUCUGAGAACAACGUUAGCAAGACAGCAUCUAAAUUGAAAAGAAUUAAAUAUCUACAAGCCUGAAAAUGCAACAUUUUUUCCUCUUAGGCAAAGAAGUUUAAUGUCUCAGAACUCUCAAAUUGAAGAUCUGCCUGAUAUAUUUAUGUCUCUUGUGCUUUUUGGGGACCUAUUUAUGGAGCUUAUUUAUUGGAAUAAAUGUUUAUUUAUAAUUGCUGGACUGUCAAAGAACUGUUUAUCGAUUGUACAAGUGUCUCCACAUCAAUUAACCUAUCAAUAUGAGAAGAUGGUCUAAAUAUUUUUUUUUAGAUAUUUUUGUUUUAAAUGAAAUGUAUUUGCUUAAUGCUAUCAACCAACCACCUUAUUAAUAUAUUGUCUGAUAGCACUGCCAUCCUUUCCAUAAAAUUAUCAACCUUUUAGCCAAGAUUUAUUGAUAUGAAAUAAUUCAUUACAUUUAAUGACAUUAAGUUUAAUGUAAAGCAGAAGUACAUAAUCUUUAUGGUGACUUCCAAUACUGGUAGUUGAAUAUGGCAACUAUCAACAGUUACAAAUUAGGUUACUGAAAGUAUUCUUAUAGAUGAAUUGUAAUAUCAAUAACCUUGGAUAGCAGCCAAAUUAUUCAAAAAGGUUUGGGGACCUCUUGUGAAUUUGUUAUACUUUUUGUGAUUUAGCCUUAUUUUCAAAUUGCUGUUUUGUAAACAAAAUCCUGGAAUUGUUUGAAUUGCUUGAUGUUAAAUGCUAAAUUUUUUUAAAUACUCUCAUUUACAUUGAGUUUUGGCAUGCUAACUGGUAUUGCAAAUGAAAGGUCUUUUAAUUUUUAAUCUAGAAAUAUUUAUAAUUAAAAAAUAAUUACCUACGCUCAGAACAUUUUUUCAGUAUAGCAGUUGUGUUGUCUAUGAAAAGUGUCACUGUAAUAUUUUUACUAUCCUAUGUAUUCAUUGCAAUGCAUUAAUGUCGUAAUUUAUUCAGUAGGGAAAGGCAUGUCCCAACUAAUUUUUCACAUAUCCACAGACUCACUCAAAACAUUAAAUUUCCAAGCAUCAAGAAUUUUCAAGAAAUGAUAGAAGAGAGAAAUAAUUCUUCUAGAGUCUAAAACUCAGAAAGGUAUGGGUUUUACCUAUUUGUGCUGAUAAAAUGUUUACAAUGUCCUUGAUGUAAAAUGCCUUGUUGUUACCAUUGUGAUCUGGUGGAAAGGUUUUGGCCUUUUGAACCUAUCUCUACAACUACAAAAACUUAUAAAUAAAAUAAAAUAAUUAAAAAAACUUAUCAA